AUGGGUAGAUUGAAUAAUUUUAGUAGAAUGAAUAAUCGUGUCAUUAAAGCAGUAGUAUUCGACAUGGAUGGGACAAUGUGUAUCCCUCAACCGUGGAUGUUCCCAGCAAUGAGAAGUGCAGUUGGCCUCAACGAUAAAUCAAUUGAUAUUUUAACAUAUAUCGAUGAACUACCUACAGAGGCGGCAAGGACGGAAGCAAAUCUUCGUAUUGAAGAAGUGGAAGAGAAGGCAAUGAGAGAAAUGCUGCCACAACCGGGCCUCGUAGAAUUAUUAGAAUUCUUGACCGUGAAUAAUAUUAGUAAGAAUAUCUGUACGAGGAAUGUGAUUAAACCUGUGGAUUAUUUACUUACGAGGUUUAUUCCAAAGGAUUAUUCCAAAUUUGAACAUAUUAUUACAAGAGAUUUUAGACCGACAAAACCCAAUCCAGAUCCAUUACUUCAUAUUGCUAAAAAGUUAAAUAUUGAGUCCAAUGAAAUGAUGAUGAUCGGUGAUUCAUUUGAUGAUAUGAAAAGUGGACGUUCAGCAGGUUGUGUGACAGUUCUACUAAAGAAUCAUGUUAAUGGUAACGUUUUGACUGAACAUGAUAAAUUAGUCGAUACUGCGGUUAAUUCGUUAUCUGAUGUUAUCAAGAUAGUGGAAACUUUAAAUGGACACCAAACCGAGAUACAUUCAUAUCAGCAUUGA
Molecule: messenger RNA, 684 nt
Organism: Naumovozyma dairenensis CBS 421
Lineage: Eukaryota; Fungi; Ascomycota; Saccharomycetes; Saccharomycetales; Saccharomycetaceae
Product: putative haloacid dehalogenase-like hydrolase
Exons: 1
Coding region: 1-684 (227 amino acids)
Source: RefSeq, a predicted model, not a curated record